AAGAUCAACGGAGACUCCCUGUCCCUACAUACUCGUCGUCACCCACGCACGCGCUUCAGCUUCAGCUUCGUCCUCGUCUUCGUCUUCGUGUCAUCGUGCGUGUGUGCGCUUGGACGGAAACGGCCUCUCAUCCUCCGACGACCCAGACUCGAUCCACUCACCACCACCGGCUUAUUCGUUUAUACGGAAACAGAUUCAGCUUCUGUGCCUGCUUCAGCCAUGGCCAUGCUGCCCGUCGUCGUCCGCAUGGCCGCCAUGCCCUUCAUCUUCCUUGUGCUCCUCGCGCACACCGCCUCGGCACAGCCCGACGCCGGCUGCAACGGGAUCCUCCUCACCUACACGCUGCAGCGCCGGGACAAGAUCAGGCCUCACGUGGCGGCGCCCAACUCCCAGCCCUACUCCUUCAGCGCCAGCGCCACCGUCGUCAACGCCGGCACCCGCCCGCUACGCUCCUGGGCGCUGCUGCUCACCUUCGUGCACGGCGAGAUCCUCGUCUCCGUCGACGGGGCCGUGCUCACCUCGGGCGCCGCCCUGCCCUACAACACCACGGCGGGGGACGCCGCCGGCAGGCCCACGCCCACGUCCUUCACCGGGUACCCGCAGACGGACCUCCUCACCCCGAUCGCCACGGCCGGGGACCCCGCCAAGACACAGGCCACGGUCAGCCUCGUAGGCACGCUCUUCGCCGGGCCGGAGCCCUACGUCCCGCUCCCCUCGUUUCUCUCGCUCGCCGACCCUUCCUACACCUGCCCGCCGGCCACCAACGCCACGUCGUCGCCGACGAACCUCACCACCUGCUGCGUGUUCACGGCGGGUGGGGACCCCACCGGCGGCCUGGUGGAGAGUGGCUUCCUCCCGCGCCGCACCGGCGACCUGGUCAUCACCUACGACGUGCUCCAGUCGUACGACACCACCUACCUAGCGCUCGUCACGCUGGAGAACGACGCGCUGCUCGGCCGCCUCGACGCCUGGCAGCUGUCGUGGAGGUGGGAGCACGGGGAGUUCAUCAGCUCCAUGCGAGGCGCCUACCCGCGGGAGGUGGACACGGCCGAAUGCCUCUACGGUCCCCAGGGCCAGUACUACAAGGACCUCGACUUCUCCAAGGCGGUGCUCAACUGCGACCGCAGGCCCGUCGUCCACGACCUGCCGCCGUCGCGGGCCAACGACACGGAGAUCGGCCGGAUCGACCACUGCUGCCGGAACGGCACCAUCCUGCCCAAGUCCAUGGAUGUCGCGCGCUCCAAGUCGGCGUUCCAGAUGGUGGUGUACAAGAUGCCGCCCGACCUCAACCGGACCAAGCUCUACCCGCCCACAGGGUUCAACGUCACCGGCGCCGCGUCCGCGCUGAACCCGGAGUACGCGUGCGACCCACCCAUCUCGGUGAGCCCGUCGGAGUACCCGGACCCCAGCGGGCUCACGUCGAUCACGGUGGCCGUGGCGACGUGGCAGGUGGUGUGCAACAUCACCACGUCGCCCAAGAAGCCGCCCAGGUGCUGCGUCUCCUUCUCCUCCUUCUACAACGAGUCGGUGGUCCCCUGCCGGACGUGCGCGUGCGGCUGCCCCUCGUCCGCGCCGACCUGCAGCACCACGGCGCCGGCGAUGCUGCUGCCGCCGCAGGCGCUGCUCAUGCCGUUCGACCGGCGGGCCAGCGAGGCGCUCGAGUGGGCGGACCAGAAGCACCUCGGCGUGCCCAAACCCAUGCCCUGCGGCGACUUCUGCGGCGUCAGCGUCAACUGGCACGUCGCCACCGACUUCACCGGAGGAUGGAGCGCGCGCCUCACGCUCUUCAACUGGGACGGCACGGACAUGCCGGACUGGUUCACGGCCAUCGUCAUGGACAAGGCGUACGACGGCUUCGAACAGGCCUACUCCUUCAACGCCACGGGCGUCGGGAACAGCACCAUCUUCGUCAGGGGCGCCCAGGGCCUCAACUUCCUGCUCGGGGAGAGGAACAUGAGCGGCGUAGAUUACCCGGUGCCCGGGAAGCAGCAGUCCGUCUUCUCCUUCACCAAGAAGAAGACCCCCGGCAUCGACAUCAUCGCCGGGGACGGCUUCCCGUCCAAGGUCUUCUUCAACGGCGACGAGUGCGCCAUGCCAUUGAGGAUUCCGAGCCAGGGGACCAGUGUCGUCGUCCCUAUGCAGCUGUGUUUGCUUGUUUCCGCUUUCAUGUUAUUGCUGCUGUAAUAAUAACAUUUGCGAUUUUUGCUCAUCAUAGCUAUUCAUCUAUGUAAUUUUUUUUAUUAAAAAAAUCAACAGCUCUAAUUCAGCAAU
Zea mays is the source of this 2271-nucleotide messenger RNA. RefSeq names its product brittle stalk-2-like protein 8. Lineage: Eukaryota; Viridiplantae; Streptophyta; Magnoliopsida; Poales; Poaceae. Gene Ontology annotation, cellular component: membrane. The coding region runs from base 220 to 2184 and encodes 654 amino acids. The record is from RefSeq and is marked validated. Gene Ontology annotation, biological process: cellulose microfibril organization. The transcript has a single exon.